AUGUGCAAAAAUAGCAUUGACAUCAUGCAUCGGACGCUUCGAACUCGUGCCUGGGAUCGAUCUAAUUGAGGCAGAUUUAGGGGCUUGGGGUUGGACAUAAAACAAUUUCUAGAUUCCAGACAUGGAUACUGGUGAAAGUAUAGACAAGUGGCAGAAAAGAUGGGAUGAUGGACACAUCGGAUUUCACAAAGGAAAAGUUCAUGAAAUGCUGUCUUCAUUUGUAGACCAGCUGACGUAUGGCAAGGAUAAGCGCAGGAUUUUCAUUCCACUUUGUGGCAAGACAAUUGACAUCGUAUGGUUGUGGGAGCGAGGUCAUGAGGUUGUUGGAGUUGAAGCCAUUGAAGAUGCUGUGAUAGUCUUCUUCAAGGAGCAGAGUAUGAAAUACACAGUGAUGGAAGUAUCAGGGAUACAGGGCGCUAAACUCUAUCAGAGUGAGGACAGCAGGAUAAAGAUAUACUGUUGUAAUCUCUUUGAAUUAAACAGUACUAUUAUUGGUAAAUUUCAUGCUAUUUGGGAUAGAGGAUCUCUUGUCGCCAUUGGGCCUUGUGAUAGAGUGAAGUAUGCUGCAUUGAUGUCUUCAUUAAUUGAGGAAGGAGGAAGGAUCCUUCUAGAGUCGUAUCUCUAUGACAAGGAACAAUUCAAGUGGAAAAAUCACUCGCCAUUCACACUCAAUGAGGAUGAUAUAAAAGCAUUGUAUGAGCCAAAAGCCCAGGUGCAGCUGCUGAAUAAGCGCGAUGUUCUCUACGAUGUAUUUAGACAAGCUGGAUUAGAAUACAUGUUUGCUAUCACCUUACUGCUAACCUUCAACUGUUCGAAGUGAUGAUUUAGGUAUUGGUAGAAGCGAAGACGAUACAGGCCAAAUUGAAUACGACAAUAUCCUUCUAGUGAUGAUUAAGGUGCCAAAAAUUGGUAGUUUACCAUUUGAUCAAAUUGAUCUGAAUGAAUAUGUGUAAACAUAAUCAGGAAUUCAAUCAAGUUUCAUGUUAACAUAUGUUAAAAGAGUGUUGAAAACUCAUACUGUUAAUGUUUCCAUGAGAACUAGUUUGUUGCAUUGCCAAGUAUCUUCUCUAUUCAUUGAUGGAUCUUGAUGACUACACUAAAAAGAGUCAUGCAAAAGUAUACAAAAACAUUUAGGCAUGAGCGUGAUAGUGCAAGAGUUUGCCUGAGGUGAAAGAAGGAUGCUCUUUUCAACAGGGUUAUGCCUUGUUGAAUGAUAAUAAUGAGGUGGAAUAAAGUUUCUGUAUUGAGGUCCACGUGCAACAUAUUGGAUUCAGGCCAGCAGGUUACAUUUUUCUAAUACUGAUUUUGUUUGUUUCAUCUUUAUUAAUCAAAAUAAUUUUCACAUUCAACCCAGGUCCAUGACACAUCACAAUGACAAUAUACAUGUACCAUUGGCAAAUACACUUACAUUUUUAAAGAAAUGAAAAAUUGAAAGGUUCAAAUUAAUUAAAAAACAUGGCGAAGCAUCUGGAAUCAGUUAUCUUGCAGGUGAUGCUCAACAUCAUAAAAAUGAUAUAGAUAGAGUUGCCCUUUUCAAAAUGAAAUUUUCCGAUCAAAGUAUAUCAAACGUUGAUGCUAUAAGGAAAAGUACAAGAAUGCAAUAUCUUUUGUAGUGUUUGAAAUGUUUUUUAGAUUGUCCUCUGAUGAUAUGAGUUUGGUUAUUCUUUUACGAUUGGUGGCUUUCAGAAGGGCGAUCAUCUUUCCAUCGCUAGUCCAGGCUUGCUCAACAUAAUUUUAUUCGUAUUUUUUUCGAAACAAUUCAAGCUUUCUUGGGAUUGGGUCUUCUGUGAUACUGAUAACUGUGUUUUAAGGCUUUCCUUUUGGUGAUCACAAAUUGACGAACUCUGGAACUGGUGAAUUUGUCAAGUAUCGGACAUUGAUAAACUUUCAUGGUCAUGUUUCCCCCUGACGUAUGUGUUUGAUUUGGCUUUUCAGGUUAUUCACAUGGACCAACUCGUAACAUGGCUUUCAGUGCUGCUCUAUUCUCUUCUGAGAUGUGGCCUUGUGUAUAUUUGUAUCCAGGUUGUCUAAAGUUGUUUACUAAGGGUGUGUACUUCUUUGGCUUGUAACGGUGACUGACAGUAAUCAAACAUUAAAAAUGUUUGUAGUUAUAUUUAUUUGUUAUUACAAGGUGCAUAUAGUAUACAUAUACAGAUAUAUCAAGCUUUGAGAAAGUAAAGUGGGAAUUAUUAAUCCUCAGUUGGUCUGGCAAUUACUAUUUUUUCCCAAGGGGCGAUUCCAGGGGGGGGGGGGGGCGAUAGUAAUAUUAGCAGUCCAACCGAGGAUUAAUAAUUACCACUAUACUUUCCAAGGGAACACCUGAUAUAUUUGUAUACUAUAUGCACCUUGUAAAUAACAUAUAAAUAUAAUUACAAAUACUUAUAAGGAUUUUAAUAAUCUUACUCAGGAGAUUUGUUUCAUGAUGAGUUGAAGUGUGAUUUGGAUUGAAAUGAUAAUGUCUUGGGUCUUAUUUCUUCUUUAUACUAAGACCUCAGCGUAACUAUUUUCAAAUUUUGACCUGCUGUUGCUUAUCUUUAUAUCUUCUUAAAGUUUCACUCAAGAUAUAAAUGUGCAGGCUAAUGUUAGCUAUAUCGGAUCUUAACUCAUCUUGUUAUGCUUAUUCACAAUCUAAUUAUCCUGUAUGAAUUUGUUGAAUAAAACGUAUCAAAACUCUUGAUGAUCAAAAGACUGCCGUAACAGAAUCCUAUUUUCUGCAUGAUGAAUUAUAGACUAUAGACCCAAUUCUACAUUGACUUUUCAGUUAGAAGUUUGAUGCAAGCGCUGCCCUUGCAUUUCUUGACUGAUAGUUUAUCUAGAAUAAUCAUGAAUAUUAGAGGGAUAUGAACAUGAAUAGUAUUUCCUUAAUCUUGGCCAUGUCUUCUCAAGAAUGGAUGAUGAUAGUACAUGCUGUAUCUUCCUUCCGCAGUUAGAUCUUCCCAUUGUAUGUCCAAAGGUACUUGAAGCCUGUCUUCUUCCUUGCCACAUUUACUUCUCCCAACAGAGCUUGAGUUGCAGGCUCAAGAUUUUUGUUUAUAAAUAUCUUCUCAACAUGUGCUCCUUAAAACCCAAUAUACUUCAUUGAAACGCUCCUCUUCUUUCGCCUCCUUUCAUGUACAGUAUUCCUAUAUUGACAAUUCUUGCAUCUGACGAUGAUGGGCCUCGCACUUUGUCAGUCUUUGGGCAUCCAAUGUGAUUAGCGAUAUCAAUUUCCCUUACCGUAAUGGUCUGGUCCAUCUUCUCUGCCACCUUCAGCUUAUUACUGCCGGUUUGUCAUUCACCUGCUCAUUAAUCCCUGUUGUCUCAAGAUUCACUCGACAAUGGUACUGGUUUAAGUCCAAGACUUCACUGCUCAGGUCAUGAACUCUCUUCACCAUUUUUUUGUUGUUUGCUUUCAGCUCCUUAUUCUCAUUUUGAAGUUUCUCUGCCAUAACCUUAAGUUCAUCAUAUUUGUCACUGAGGAAUGACAGUGACUUAAGAAUCCCUGCCUGGCUUUCAUGGACAUCCUGGAGAGCUAGACUCCAAGAGCAGCAGCUUUCCGGUAAGUAUUGAUGACAGCCUUGAUAGUCGUCCUUCAACAACUCUCUUCUCUUGGCUUGAAUCGUCUACAGUAUUUGCCACUGUUUAUCAAGGGUAUCAAAUCUAUACUUAUGUUAAAACCUAUUGUGAAAUAGCCAAAGGCACCAUUAAGCUUGAGAGAUAAAUGUAAUGUGUAGAGGAAGUUGGGGUAAGUUGUGACACUUUUUGCAUUUUGCAUGCUAGAAUUGAUAUGACUAAUAAUAUUGUAAAAAUAAGUACCUUGCCUUUAAAUCGAAAUAUUUUACACCCAUACAACUUUCUACCCCCACACUGAAAGUCAUAGUUACCUUUGAAGAAAACGAUGUCAUAUGGCUCAACUUGCCCCAUCUGUGGGGUAAGUUGUGCCACAUUCUGGGGUAAGUUGAGCCACAAAAACUAUGUACAAAAUGUAUGCGGGAAGAACCUGCAUGUCAAUUUGUUUUAAAAGUCUUCACUUGCUAAUUCUAUAUAAAUACUAACAUCCUCUAAAAGUAAAAGAACUGUCGUGUGAAUUUGUUCCUUUCUGCCUGCAUAUAUGGCUUUUUAAGGUUUUUUUUUUUUCAUUAUACAUUACUAUAAGAAUUACCAUGGCUCAACUUGCCCCAUGUUGGCUGGCUCAAAUUAUCCCAGUCCGAAGUUCAUGCAAUAUUUUCACAUCCACACAUUUCUUAAACAUCCAUCAUGUAAAAGACUAUGACAAGAAUGAGAAUCCAUACCUGGACUAACAAUAUUGUUCUUAUUUCUUUAUUGUAUUUAAAGAUGUGUGUGGGUGAAAAGCACUGAUCUAUUUCAAACCCUUUUUUUACUUUUUGGCUGAACUUUGUAUUUUCCCCCCUAAAAAAGUAAUUUUGUUUCAAAGUUGAAAACAAUGUGGUGGGGUUAAGGGUUAUGUAAUGGGUCAUCAAUACAUGCCACCACCAUAAUGUCUGACGCAUUCAUUAUUGGCCUGGGGGUGGUGGCUCAACUUGCCCCUAUGCUCAACUUACCCUCCUUUCCCUACUGCUUAUUGCCUCUGUAAUACACUUUCCAUCCCAUUGAGGGACAGUUCUUCAAGUAAUUGUUGAAUUUGUAUUUUUGGUAGAGCAGCAUCAGAAUAUGCCCAGUAUGCACAGAAUCACCAUUGAAGAAAUUGAAAGCAUUUUGUUCCCUCUAGGAAAUUAAUUUUAUUUGUUCAUUUUUAUCAACUUUUUUUUCAGUGUAUGCACCCAUUUCAAAUAAAACAAACAGAUCAUAUACCAAACUUGGAUUAAGAGUUGAUACAUUUGAUGUAUCCCUAUAUUUACAUCAAUAUUAAUCAGUACUAGUAUAAUUUUUUUUUUAACUUUCAAAAAUGUGUAUUCAUUUAUUUUGGAGGCUUGAUUAUGAAAAAGUUGAAGGAUGUUGUGCUUUAUAAAAUCUUUACAAUAUAUCCUGUGUCCAUUUCGUAAAGACAUGAUAAUUGUAACAUUGCUGUUAUAGUAACUACAAUGGAAUCUUGAUUCUGAUAGGCUACUCAGUUAUGUUACCAUGGUAGUUACAAUAACCAAUUUUUUUUUAAUGAUACUUGCUCCUGAUCAUUAAUUCUUGCCAUGAUUCACAUCUGAUAUGCACAGAUGUGGUGUAUUGUCAUCAUAAAUUACUUGCCUUUAAAUUUUUUUAGUAUGUAUGGAAAAAUGAUUUUCAUAUACUGUCAGAGUGAAUAUCUAUUAUAUUUUGUAUUCAGUUUUGAUUAUAGAUUACCAAGACAUUUUGUCUUUGUGCCAUUGAAGUGCUUGAAAUAAACUACUAAAAUUAGUUGUGUCAUUGUGUUAAAACUGCUUAUUUUCAAAUGCAUGUGUGUGUAAAACACCAUUAUUGAAAUUUAUUGUUCAUGCUGUAAAAUUAUAGAAGACAUAUGAAAUAAAACAAUUACAUAGUAAUUUACAAACAUACUUAACAAAGGAAGUAAAAGUUGUCCAGGUCCUGGCACAUUACUGCCGAGGCAGGACAUACAGUAUCAAUCAAUACAAGAUAGAAUAGAGAACAGAAUAACAUAUCAUAGCAAAGAACUUGAAUGCGAUUACAUUCUAUACUAUAGUUAAAUAAAUAAAUCAUGUAAACAAGUAACAAUAUAAACAAGCGAAUUACUCUUUUUUUAUACAAAAUAGUUAUUAAUUUUAUUGGUAUUAUUCAUGGUCUUUAUCAUCGUCGUCAUUAUUGUUUAUUUGCAUCACUGCUAUUAUUAAUAUUUCUUCUACAUUUUGUCUCAAUUUCCAGGUAAUCUAUGUUGUCUUAUAUCCACUUGGUCUAAUACCACUUGGUCGACAUCAUAAGAUGAACUGUGUAUGAGUCAAAUCUUCAAUUUGAAUAAGUGCAAAAUAAUUGCAUAUUGUAGAGUAAGUGGACAUAAGACCGAAUGAGAUUUAAACUGAGUGGAUAUUAGACCAAGUGCAGUGUAGACCAAAUGACAAUUAGACCAAACUGACAGUAUACCAAAUGGGUUUAGCCCACGUGGUGUAUUAGACUAUCUGAGCAUUAGACCAACUAGUACUUAUAGACCAAGUAUUAAACACUUAAUAGUAUACACAAGACAUGGAACAAGCUGGUGAAAAACAAUGGAUACUUUUAGCCAGGCCCAUCAAAUAUUGUCAUAAACUGGUACUGUAUUCAUAAUAAAUGAAUAAAAUCUCUUAUAAUUAUAUUUG
Molecule: messenger RNA, 6218 nt
Organism: Lytechinus pictus (painted urchin)
Lineage: Eukaryota; Metazoa; Echinodermata; Echinoidea; Temnopleuroida; Toxopneustidae
Product: probable thiopurine S-methyltransferase
Exons: 9
Coding region: 122-820 (232 amino acids)
Molecular function (GO): thiopurine S-methyltransferase activity
Source: RefSeq, a predicted model, not a curated record